AUGGAGAGACCGCAGUUGGCAGUGGUGAUCGAGAUGUGGGUCGUGCUUCUUUUCUGCCAGUCAGCGCAGGUAGUCAGCCAGCUGGUGACCUGCUCGCCGUCUGAGGUCAUGGAACCCGUGGGAGCUGCUGCGGCGUUCACGUGCAAAUUCCCCAACAUGAACAAUUCGGAAUAUACGCCUAACUUGUACAGGGAUUAUAACGAAAGCCAGGGAAGGAAAAUCAUUGAGCUCAAAGAAAAACAGGGUGGUGGAAAGUACAGCGUGGUCCGUGUGGAUUCGCGCACCUUCGUGGUGAACAUCCUGAAUCUAGAAAAGGAGGACACGGGGAAGUAUUACUGCGGGUUGAUAUCGUUCUCGUUGGCACGGCCGGUGAUUGAAAGCAACAGGUCUACCCUCACAGUGACAGAAAAAGCCAACACUACAGCGGAGCCCGAUAUGCAGGAGGAAGAGGAGGAGAGCAGGGGGUGGAACGCCAAGGAAGUCAUCCCUCUUGCUUGCGUUGGCGGAGCUGCUCUGAUUUUGGGGCUGGCGUUUCUGGCCUUCUGGCUCUUGAAGGCUGUCAGGAGGAAACAAGGUGCACUUCAGGAGGAAGAGACGUGGCCUGCUGAAAACGCUGCCCUGGUGAGUUCCGUUUUGUUCCAAGCUUUGCCCCCAGUCGGUGUCUGCCUGCAACAUCCGGAAAGAGAGCCCCCCGCGGUCAACAUCUUCACGGUGGAUUAUGGAAUCCUGGAAUUCCCCCCCAAAGCCCCGCCUAGGCGCCCUGCAGUGGAGAAGACCGAAUAUGCCACCAUAGUGUUCCCCACCUGUGGAAAGGAAAGGAAGGGCCGCUUCCUUACCUGUGAGAAGUCUCCAAAGCUGCAGAACUACCCGGGCAGAGCAGAGCUGUCCUGA
Molecule: messenger RNA, 891 nt
Organism: Heteronotia binoei (common prickly gecko)
Lineage: Eukaryota; Metazoa; Chordata; Lepidosauria; Squamata; Gekkonidae
Gene: PDCD1
Product: programmed cell death 1
Exons: 6
Coding region: 1-891 (296 amino acids)
Biological process (GO): negative regulation of immune response; positive regulation of T cell apoptotic process
Cellular component (GO): membrane; external side of plasma membrane
Source: RefSeq, a predicted model, not a curated record